UGACUCGGACUCUGAAAACCCCACAACCACAAAACCGUAAAUCCAAGCAAAUAAGCUAAAACAGAAAAGAAAUCGAAGCGAAUAGAAAACAAAUCAUGGCUGUUUGCUCACUCCCACUCAUCAAAAUCCCCCUCCUAUUACCUUCUCUUCUUCUAGGAGUAGGAACUCUACCAUCAAAUUCAAUCUCCCGCCAUUUCCCAUCUUCCUAUUACAAGAAUCAAUUAUCAUCAUCAUCAUCAUCAUCCAACUACAAUUACAAGCCAUCAGCAUCGUAUCGUUUUCCUCCUGGUAGACGUUCCAUCGAAGAAGACGAAGAUGACGAUGAUGAAGACGAUUUGGUCGGUGGCGGGGCUAAGUUCACAGAGGCGGUGGCGCUAUUUAACAGCAGAGAUUACCACGGAUGCCAUGACUUUCUAGAAUCAAUUUGGAACGAUUCCGAAGAUCCUAUCAGAUCCCUCGUUCACGGAAUCCUACAGUGCGCAGUCGGCUUCCACCAUCUCUUCAAUCAGAAUCAUAAAGGCGCGAUGAUGGAGAUCGGAGAGGGAGUCUGCAAGCUACGAAAAUUAAAUUUCGACUCCGGACCUUUUCAUCAAUUCGAAAGAGACAUGUCUGCAGUUCUGGAUUUCAUUUAUCACACCCAGAUAGAGUUCGCCGCCUGUAACGAAGACAUGUGUGUUGCUAUGGAUCAAUCGGAAACCUCAUACAAACUUCUGGGUGGUUAUGGCGCCGGAAAACAUCUAUACUGGUUAGAAAUGGAUGGAUCUGCAAGCUUAUAUAUAGUUUUUUGCCCUGAUAGAUCUAAUACUUCUGAUAACCAGCCAAGGGUUAGACUUCCAAUUCUUUACGCUUCUCAAGAACAUCUUAUGGACUUGAUAUGAUUUGAUGGACGAUUAUUGUUUAAGAUUUGUUAGAUUUCAAUCGCAAAGGGAAAUCAUGAAAAACUAUAUUUAGAUAGA
Molecule: messenger RNA, 956 nt
Organism: Lactuca sativa (garden lettuce)
Lineage: Eukaryota; Viridiplantae; Streptophyta; Magnoliopsida; Asterales; Asteraceae
Product: DUF309 domain protein
Source: RefSeq, a predicted model, not a curated record